GCCGAGGCCGCGGUCACCUUCUCGGCCUUGAGCGCCGCUCCGAAGGAGAGCCCCGCCUGCCCCCGGGCGCUGCCCCCGCUGACCUCCAAGAAGCCCUGCCUGCUGAGCCCCCCGUCGCCCCUGCGGCUCACGGAUGUCCCCGAGCACGCCUCGGAUGACUCCUCCGCCCACGCCAUCUCCCUCACGUCCUGCGUGACGAAGGGCAUGAGCUCCUGGUCGCUGCCGGGCGACUGCGAGAAGGCCCCUUUCACCAUGAUGGAGCCCGGCGGCAUCUCGGCGCUGACGGGCGACUGCUUGAUGCAGCCAAGCCGGACCUGUCUGGGCUGCUUCAUUGAAUCAAAGGACGGCAUCGAUGCAGAGCCGGGAAUAAGCUUGAAAGUGGGGGAUAUAAAUAGGGAUUAUGACACCUGUUCGGUCUCUGAUAUAGGGAUUCACUGCAUGAGCACAGGAGAAACCAUGAGAUACGGGGAUCAACUGCUUUCAGACCAGCUUUUAAGCUUCCCUAUGCAUAAAUCGAGGGCAGCGGACAAAAGAGAUGCAGAAAAAUCUGACAGUGAUUCAGAGGACCCCACUCAGAAAAAUUAUUACGAGGGAUUACUAUUAGACAAAUGCAACGGUGAGGAACCUUUACUAACAAAUCCCAACCAGGAAUGGGGCUAUUUUGAAUCUUUCAUUAGUGAAAGUAAAAUUGAGCUGCUUGACCUCUGCUCCAAAAAUGAGCUUUCUGUAAAUCUGUUUUCCGAGGAAGACGUGGAUAACUACAUGUUCGAUGACGACGAUUCCACCUUGGGAAGCGACGUCUGCUCCCUCAAGAUCAGAUACGAAUCCUUCCAGGACAACGUGAGGGAGAAGACCACCACCCUCCAAGAGGACGCCCAGUUCAACUUCUUCCCCAGCGUGUUCAGCAACUGCACCAAAAGGGACAGCAGGAGCACCCUGAAAAGGGGGCCUGGCGGUGCCACCGAGCCUUCUCAGUUCAAAUCUGAGGAAGGCAUCAUCUGGGGGGAGGAGGAGGAGGACGGCGAGGAAGAGUUCGGCGAGGAGGAGGAGAAAGCUGCCUUAAAUAAAUCUUUGAACAGCACGGAGGUGGUGCAGUACGUGGGCUCCAAGAGGAGCCACUUCUUGGACUCGGUGAAUUCCACGGAGGACUCCGGGGAGUUCAGCGACGACAGCACUUGCACGGAGUCCUCCUACGACGUGCUGCGGGAUAUCAAGGACUGCAGCCGGUACCUGUCCCGGGACCACUCCGGCUCCUUCAUUCAGCAGAACUACGGCUUGAGGGCGAAGAGGAAAGUGCGAUACAGCGACGACUACCUGUACGACGUGGACUCCAUCGAGAACGAGAAGAUCCUGGACAAGAAGGAGUGGCUCCCCGACGGCCCCAAGGAAGAGGACGACGACGAGUGGUGCCCCAAGAAACGGCGAAAAGUCUCUCGCAAGGAGCCCCCCGUUAUCAUCAAGUACAUCAUCAUUAACAGGUUUAAAGGGGAGAAGCAUAUGCUGGUGAAGCUCAGCAAAGUGGAUGCCAACGAGACAACUGUUACCCUGAACGAGGAGCUGCUCAGCAAAUACAAGAAGCUGGCCCCACUGAAGGGCUUCUGGCAAGAGAGGCAGCAGAGCCGGCUGGAUUUGCUCAGAUCGUCUCUCUACCACAAGCAGAAUUUCUAUCUUAACGGCUCAGAUGCUUCGUUCCUCCCUCACCCACGGAAGCGAAAAUGCAAGCUAGCAAACAGGCACCGGAUUCAAAGAAUUAAAGCCAUCGAGCAAUCAGUGAGCAAGCUGGGCUCUUGCUCCUCGGAUCACAAGCAGCCUUGCAGCAGUAAGGAGGACACGGGCCUGAAAGGGCUGCCGACGGCGCUGGCCAUCGCCACCCCGGGCUGUGCCAACGGGUUGCACGUCCACGACAUCGCCGGCAUCGCUGCCGUGAAAUGCAAACCGCAGGACCGGGAGCACAAGGGGACGGAGAGGAAAGUGCUCCGCAGAAUCAAGUUCAAGAGUGAAGCCAGGUUGAAGUGCAAGAAGAUCAAAGCUGCCACCAGUACGGCGGAGGGUUCCCCGGUGCUGGAAAACCAGGACCCCGCAGCGCGGCUGAAGGAUGAAAACGUUCCCUGCGCUUCAGACAGCUCCCAUCUCCCGGAGUGCCACGAGGAUAAGGCUGCUAAAAAUUCUCCUUUUCUACCAUCCACCUCCUCUUCAGAGAAGCCUCUACCAUCUGCUAAUAUCACCACCAAUGUACCCCUGAUCCCCGGAGGGUAUCUGCAGACGUUGUUAGACGCUUCUGAUUUGUCGAGCAACACCGGUAUCUCCUACUCCGCCCAGCCCCCCCCCGAGCAGCAGCC
This is a messenger RNA of Merops nubicus (carmine bee-eater), 2339 nucleotides long. RefSeq names its product protein KIAA2022-like. The record is from RefSeq and is a predicted model, not a curated record. The annotation marks the transcript as partial. Lineage: Eukaryota; Metazoa; Chordata; Aves; Coraciiformes; Meropidae. Gene Ontology annotation, cellular component: nucleus. The transcript has a single exon. Gene Ontology annotation, biological process: negative regulation of cell adhesion mediated by integrin; negative regulation of cell-matrix adhesion; negative regulation of cell-cell adhesion mediated by cadherin.